UCACUAUCAGCAUUUCUUAAAACUUUUCUGGAAAAAGAUUACAAGGCGUGACAGUUAUGCCCUUCAGUAACAAUACUGUUAGCAGACGAAAUGAGUGAAGAUAUUGAAAUACAACUUACUUAAAAGCUGAGAACAAGAAAACCCUCAGUGGAAAUGGAUGAUUCUGCUUUGAGAGACAGUCAGGCUGUAUCAAUAACUUACGUACGAUCUAUUGAUAAAGGGCAUUUUGCUGAAGAAAUGUUGUUCUGUAAAUCAUUAGAAAGCACCGCUACCGCCAAAGAUAUAUUAAUAAGCUAA
This is a messenger RNA of Lymnaea stagnalis (great pond snail), 297 nucleotides long. The record is from the annotation of a GenBank genome assembly. Lineage: Eukaryota; Metazoa; Mollusca; Gastropoda; Lymnaeidae.